This is a messenger RNA of Diuraphis noxia (Russian wheat aphid), 957 nucleotides long. RefSeq names its product sodium-independent sulfate anion transporter-like. The record is from RefSeq and is a predicted model, not a curated record. Gene Ontology annotation, cellular component: membrane. Gene Ontology annotation, molecular function: secondary active sulfate transmembrane transporter activity. Gene Ontology annotation, biological process: sulfate transmembrane transport. Lineage: Eukaryota; Metazoa; Arthropoda; Insecta; Hemiptera; Aphididae.
GGAACUGGAGCCAUUGCCAGAGGAGCACUCAACUAUUCCAGCGGCGUGCGCACGCCUCUUGGAGGCCUAUUCACAGGACUCACUGUUAUGGCGGCAUUGGUGUUUUUGACACCAUAUUUUUAUUACAUUCCGAAGACCUCGCUGGCCGCCGUUAUAAUCGCCGCCUCGUUUAUGAUGGUUGAUGUCAAGGUGGUUAAACACAUUUACAGGUCAAAAAAAAGAGAUUUGAURCUCAUGUUGAUCACGUUCUUYGCGUGUUUGUUUCUUCCAUUGGAAUAUGGUGUGCUCAUCGGCAUCGUUGCGAAUGUUGGUUUCAUAAUGUGCAGUGCUGCCAAACCCAAAAUAUCUAUCCAAGUGCAAAAGAACCACGACGGGAUCAAAUAUUUGUUGCUGACACCUGACAGGUAUUUGAUAUUCCCUUCGAUGGAAUACGUACGGCAGACGAUAACUAAACAUAGCUUCGCUCUUGGUCUCCCGGUAGUCAUCGACGGUUCCAGGAUAUUUGAGGCUGAUUUCACAACGGCAAAUGUAUUUUCCAUGAUGUCACGAGACUUUUCAAAAAAWGGCCAAUCUGUAUAUUUGUAUAGCCUAAAGCCCAGCGUAGCCAAUGUAUUUAAAGGAAUAAAAAACUGUAGUAUUUUUUUGUGUGCAAAUAAAGACGAGUUAGACGAACUUCUAAGAAAACAUUUUGAACCGAUACAAAUUCAAGAACAAUAUCAAAACGAAACAAUUUGGACUUCAAAAAUGUAAACUUAAAACAAAUAAUCUUUGAAUAAAAUACAAUAUAUUAAUUUCAAGUAAAUUAAAAGGAUCCGUGACAAUAUUUAAGACUUUAGACGUUUUGAAAAUGAAACGAGUAAUUUGAUUGUAAUUUCUUUUGAUCAAUAAGAUGAUUGAAAUAUAAUAUCAUCAUUGAUUAAUGAUUAUAAAUCAAUGUAAUAAACUCUUAUCAGUAUA